GAUUUCUAUUCUGAACCGCCAAUUCUUUCAAGUGUUCACUCACUCCACAGACGCCAUGAAACUCAACAAUCAUCCCCACCCCCACACCAAUGGCCACGCUCCUCCUUCCCAACCCCUUUGCCACUAAGCUCCCCGGCCCACGCUACUCUCACCCGCGGUUCACCUGCUCCUCCGUCACCGCCCAAUCGCGGUCCGCCAGGGAGCACCUCCUCGCCCUCAUCGCCGACCAGGACCGCGGCCUUCGCACCCAGAGCGACCCCGCGAAGCGCGCCGCAAUCGUGGAAACCAUCGACGCGAUGGCCGCCGCGCGCCGCGGAUCCGUCACCACCGGCGAUGCGCUGUCGGCCACGUGGCGGCUGCUGUGGACGACGGAGAAGGAGCAGCUCUUCAUCAUCGAGAAGGCUCCCUUGUUCGGAACCCGAGCCGGCGACGUGUUGCAGGUCAUAGAUGUUCGGGAAAGGACGCUCAACAACGUCAUCACUUUUCCUCCCGACGGCGUUUUCUUUGUUCGAUCCGGCAUUGAGGUCGCGUCGCCGCAGAGAGUCAAUUUCAGGUGAAUAGUUCAAAUUAUUUGUAGUAAUGAUAAUAACAAUAAUCGUAAAUGUUGCUUUCCUUUUGUGCAAUUGUAAUUAGAGUCUGUCUGGGUAUAAGUUUGAAUCACGAUCGUUUUUGAGGGCUUCUCUGCAUUAUUUUUAGCAAAGAUGAAAAACUCUUAAAAGGGUUUCUAAGUUAGUAUCCAAUCAUGCCCUUAGCUGAAUUUGAUUUUGGUGUUGUAUACUUUGUUGACAUCUACAAGAUAGAGUAUAUAAAUGGAAGAUAAAGGAAAAGAGUAUAUAAGUGGAAGAUAAAG
This is a messenger RNA of Cajanus cajan (pigeon pea), 850 nucleotides long. The record is from RefSeq and is a predicted model, not a curated record. NCBI's taxonomy places the organism in Eukaryota, Viridiplantae, Streptophyta, Magnoliopsida, Fabales, Fabaceae.